ACCUAUAAGAAAAUUUGGGGUGCCACAAGUCCCUAAAUUGUCCAAGAAAAACGUUCUCUUUUAUUUUAGGGUGCCCUUAUAAAUAACCCUCUAAAAUUGUGGUGACCCGAUUCCCCAAAUUGGGGCACCCACCCUUUCAUUCUAGUUUCCGUUUAUCUUUGGGGCACCCACCCAAAAACUCUUAUUUACAUUUUGGAUUCCCUCAAAAAUCCAGGGCACCCAUCACAAUUCUGGCUUUUGGGGUGCUCUUCAAAAUUUGGACGCCCAGAAUUUUUGCAUCCUUGGGAAUUGGGGUGCCUCCAAAAUUUCCUAAAUUUGGCUUAUUGCUCUCUCAAUUUGGGGUGGCCUCUAAUUCUGGGGUGGCCAUAAAACUUGAGGCCACCAAAAAUUCAUCUUUUUGUUGUGGGAAGGUUGCCCUAAAUUGUAAAGGAGGGGGAGGAAGUGAAGGGAGAAAUUUGGAAGAGCAGAAAAUGCCACCAGGUCUAGGGAAAAUGCGGAAGCUUGUAAAAAGUGAUGGAUGGGACAAGUGUUGGGUGGAAGGCUUGGUACCUUGGGAUUUAGGAGGGCCAACACCUGUAAUUUUGCAUCUCCUUCAAACACAAACCCUUCCUAGUGGGAGAGCAUUGGUCCCUGGGUGUGGCAGUGGUUAUGAUGUGGUAGCCUUGGCUAGUCCCCAACGUUAUGUCGUGGGCCUUGAUAUUUCCGAUAAUGCCCUUGACAAAGCAAAAGAGUUAUCCUCCUCUGCCCCAAACUCAGAUCACUUUACAUUCUUGAAGGCAGAUUUUUUCAAUUGGAAACCAAAUGAGGCUUUUGAUCUAAUUUUCGAUUACACGUUCUUUUGUGCUAUUGAUCCUAGACUAAGACCCACAUGGGCAAAACGGAUGAGAUUGCUUCUAAAACCAGGAGGAGAGCUCAUAACUCUCAUAUUCCCGAUUGGCAAUCACGUCGGGGGACCACCAUAUAAAGUUUCUGCUGAGGAAUAUGAGGUUGUGUUGCGUCCUCUCGGAUUCAAUUUGACAUACUUAGAAGACAAUGACCUCGCAGUCAAGGGUAGAAAGGGAAAAGAAAAGCUUGGGAGGUGGAAGCUAUCAAUUGGCCAAUCACUCAUGUGAGAGGAUUAGGGACCAAUCGGAUACUUGGAAAUAUAUCCAAGUAUAUUUCCUACAAGAAUAGGGCACCUUACUACAGUAAAAACUCUGAUUCAUUGAUCUGGACUAAUUUUUUGCUAGUUCACUAUUUUUGCAUGUGUUUUUCUACCGGUUCAUUAUUUUUUCCGCAUAGUAAAACGGCGAUCCGAUUGCCGAUUCACUGAUCCGAACCGAUUUUUGUGAUGCCAAUCUUUUUUUAAAUUACUAAUAAGUACUCGUACAAUAUUGCAUGCGAUGAGACCAUUGCCUUUGAUAUGCUUAAGUUACAAGAUUGUAUACAGUGAGACCGUUGCCUUUCAUAUACUAAGCUCACAAACACCCCAAUGGUUCGAUGUAAAACCACAUGGUUGGGGUUUCAUUUCUCCUCAGAUAGUCCUAAGAAAACUUUUUUGGACUUUGAAGAUGAUCAAUGGUACAUUCUAACCGCAUGAUAUAAUAUUCACAUGAUUUAAUAUUCACAUCUAAUAAUUAUGGGUGAUUAUGAUAUUUUUGUAUAAAAAAUAAAUAAUCUUAUUAUAUAUUUUUCAAUCUAUUUAUUCAUUUAUUAGAUUUGAAACUCCUUCAUUUUGAAUUGAAAUUUUAUAGAUAUGAGGUUGUGUUGCGUCCUCUCGGAUUCGAUUUGACAUACUUAGAAGACAACGACCGUGCAAUCGAGCGUAAAAAGGGAAAAGAAAGGCUUGGGAGGUGGAAGCUAUCUCUUAGCCAAUCACUCAUGUGAGAGGAUGCAGCGACAAUAUGUCCAAUGAGACUAUUAACUUUGGUAUAUAGAAACUAUAAACACCAUGGGUGAAUGAUUUUUGUUCAUAAUUUCCAACAAAUGAUUUGGCUUUGUACACACAUGCCAACUAGACCAAAGCAUUUGUGCACUUGUGCAUUC
Molecule: messenger RNA, 2025 nt
Organism: Amborella trichopoda
Lineage: Eukaryota; Viridiplantae; Streptophyta; Magnoliopsida; Amborellales; Amborellaceae
Source: RefSeq, a predicted model, not a curated record